CUUUUUUCUUUUAUUUAUUAUCAUAAAAUGAUUAAUAAUAAAAUCACAUGGAUUCUUGAUCUUGUCUUGAGUUGGUUUAAGGUUCUGAGCCUUCUGGUAUGAUAACUUGAGGAUUUUGUCAUUAGGCUUGGGUGGGAAGUGCAGAAUCACAUUUCCAAAGUGGGAGGGUCACUUAGUAUGAUGAAUCCUGCAAUUAAGCUCUUUAAGUAGUGAGCUCUAGUGGUACUAAUUGUCAGCAGUUUUUGAGCACGUUGCUACAAGUGGUUCAAAAGCUGGUCAGCUUUCUCUACUGCCACUUUAUAUCGAGAUGUGUCUGACAUGCCAGGUUUGGAUGAUGAGUGCAUUUAUUUUUUCUUACUACAUGGAGUGACAUCUCACGACUCCUAGAUUACUUGAAUCUUAAUCAUCUGCAUUACCUCACCAACUAGCUCGUUCUGGUAUUGCUGGCCCUGAGAUGAUCUUAAGGUUGUGCAAGGAACAGUCUUUCAAAAAUUGGGAAUGCAGUUUGUCAACAAUGUCUUGUUUCAUGUUUUAGUAUAUUCUAUAUAUUUAAUUUUUAAAUUAAUUUCAACUGAAAUCUACUAAGAUUGGCAAGUGUAAUACUAUUCUCUUUGUAUUUGAUAGGAACUUACUUGUUACCAGCUACUUCAAGGACUGGUUCGAAGAAAGAACACUUGUGUACACCUUGUUGCAUUGGACUCAUGGCGUGACCUAGCAAAUGCUUUUGCAAAUGAAAGAACUUUGUUUUCAUUAAAUGCUGCUCAUCAACGUUCACUAGCUCAAACCCUAACUCUUUCAGCUUCUGGCAUGGGCAACUCAGAGGCUUCAAAUCAGUAUGUACGAGACCUCAUGGGUUAUAUGACAUCUUAUCUAGUGGAGAUGUCUGGCAAGAGUGAUCUAAAAAAUGUUGCCCAACAGCCAGAUGUUAUGUUGUCGGUAAGUUGCUUGUUGGAGCGACUACGUGGAGCUGCCAGUGCUUCAGAACCUCGAACACAGAAGGCAAUCUAUGAGAUGGGAUUCUCUGUAAUGAACCCUAUUCUGAUUCUUCUGGAAGUGUACAAACAUGAGUCUGCAGUUGUCUAUUUGCUACUUAAAUUUGAUGUUGACUGGGUGGACGGACAAAUUAUCUACCUAGAGGCUCAAGAAACUGCUGUUAUUGUUAACUUUUGUAUGCGUUUGCUUCAGCUUUACUCUUCUCACAAGAAACUGCUGUGA
Molecule: messenger RNA, 1215 nt
Organism: Camellia sinensis
Lineage: Eukaryota; Viridiplantae; Streptophyta; Magnoliopsida; Ericales; Theaceae
Source: RefSeq, a predicted model, not a curated record